CCCUUCUUACAGGCUCUUGGUCUGCUGCAGAGCUGAUGGGUGGGAGCAAAGGUGAAGAAUGAUGUGCUGCAGCAGCAGACAGAAAGCAUCUUUUGUGUGAACUGUGAACUGGCUUCUCCUCAGUCAUGUCCUGAUGAAUCAGACGUGAGGGGCUGCUUAGUGGAAUCAGCUGGAAGCAGGAGAAGACGUUCAGCUGAAGAGCUCCCUCCGAAAAUGGAUUUAACUUUUCUUUCGCCAGUCACCGCCAGCGUGACCUCAUGCAUUUCUAGCACAAUGGUGUGGCUGAGCCUUUGAGUACACAGCUCUUACAUCAUCGCGGCAAAUCGGGGAGGGAGGUGCUGAAAGAGGCCUUGUUGUUGUCAUGGCCGAUGAGAUGAUCAGGACUCGACUCGUUGUGGCUGAGAAGCUGGUGGCUUUGCUGGAGAGCGGUACGGAAAAGCUGCUGCUGAUUGACAGCCGCCCCUUUGUGGAAUACAACACGUCCCACAUCCUGGACGCCAUCAACAUCAACUGCUCCAAGCUGAUGAAGCGGAGGCUGCAGCAGGACAAGGUUUUGAUCACAGAGCUCAUUCAGCACUCAGCAAAACACAAGAUUGAAAUUGACAGCAAGCAGGAAGUGGUGGUGUACGACCAAAGCUCUAAAGAUGUGACCUCCCUCUCGCCCGACUGCUUUCUCACCGUGCUCCUGGGCAAACUGGAAAAGAAUUUCAGCUCUGUGUAUCUGCUUUCAGGUGGAUUUGCUGAGUUCUCCAGCUCUUUUCCUGGUCUCUGUGAAGGAAAAUCCACGCUCAUCCCUACGUGCAUUUCUCAGCCUUGCCUCCCUGUUUCCAACACUGGCCCGACCAGGAUCCUGCCUCAUCUCUACCUUGGGUGUCAGCGGGACGUCCUCAACAAGGAGCUGAUGCAGCAGAACGACAUUGGCUACGUCCUGAAUGCCAGCAAUACUUGUCCCAAGCCUGAUUUUAUUCCAGAAUCCCAUUUCCUCAGAGUGCCUGUGAACGACAGCUUUUGUGAGAAAAUUUUACCUUGGUUGGACAAAUCGGUCGAUUUUAUAGAAAAAGCAAAAGCAUCAAAUGGCCGUGUGUUAGUGCACUGUUUAGCUGGGAUAUCUCGCUCUGCCACCAUCGCCAUCGCCUACAUCAUGAAGAGAAUGGACAUGUCCCUGGAUGAAGCUUACAGAUUCGUGAAAGAAAAGAGGCCGACUAUUUCUCCCAACUUCAAUUUCCUGGGCCAGCUUUUGGACUUUGAGAAGAAGAUAAAAAACCAGAGCGGUCAGCCCGGACACAUUAGCAAGUUGAAACUCCUGCACCUGGAGAAAAGCAGUGAGCACACGCAGGUCCCGGACGGGGGGCAGAGCAGCCUGUCCGUGAGCCAGCUCUGCAUCGCUGCCGCCUCCGAGGUGGCAGAGCAGAAACCCACGGACUGUGGCAGCGCAGCUCGAGGGCACCUGUCCCCUCUGGAGGAUGGCCCGCUGGUGCAGGGCAUGAACGGGCUGCACGUCUCCCUGGAUAAGGUGGAGGACAGCAACCGGCUGAAGCGCUCCUUCUCCUUGGAUAUCAAGUCCGUGUCCUACUCCUCGAGCGGCAGCCGCGUGACUGCCUCGGUUCAGGGCUUUGCCUCCGCCGAAGACACCCUGGAAUAUUACAAACAUGCAGCCGCUUUGGAGGGCGGCAGCAAACUGUGCCAGUUCUCCCCUGUCCAGGAAGUGUCGGAGCAGACCCCAGAAACCAGCCCGGACAAAGAGGAAGCAAACCCUCCCCAAAAGCCCCCGAACACGUGGCAGCUGGACAGCCAGGGCAAGCGGCAACACCUGGGGAGAGGCGGCGGCGGUGCCGCCACGCAGCGCUCGCUCCUGUACCCCCUCCACCGCAGCGGCAGCGUGGAGGACAACCACCGAACGAACUUCUUGUUCGGCCUCUCCACCAGCCAGCAGCACCUGGCAAAGUCUGCCGCUGGGCUGGGCCUCAAGGGCUGGCACUCGGACAUCCUGGCUCCUCAGACGUCGGCCGCGUCCCUUACCAACAGCUGGUACUUCGCGGCCGAGUCCUCCCAUUUCUACUCGGCCUCGGCCAUCUACGGGCAGGGCGGGGCGUGCUCGGCCUGCAGCUGCAGCCAGCUGCCCUCGGGCUGCGAGCAGGCCUGCGCCGUGCGCAGGAGGGCAAAGCAGGGCGACCGCGGAGACUCCCGCAGGAGCUGGCACGAGGAGAGCUCCUUCGAGAAGCAGUUCAAGCGCAGGAGCUGCCAGAUGGAGUUUGGGGAGAGCAUCAUGUCGGACAGCAGAUCCAGGGAGGAACUGGGCAAAGUAGGCAGCCAGUCAAGUUUCUCAGGCAGCAUGGAAAUCAUCGAAGUGUCCUGAGGGGAGGGCAGCAGGCUUGUGGUGUGUCUGUAUCAGAGCUGCUUCCCUCUCCAGGCUGCUCCCCCGGCAUUUGAGAGAUCCCUGUAAAUCUGAAAUUGCGUGUAAAGAGGCGGGGGGAGGGAAGAACCUCGAGCCUUCAGUGUGAACACAGCAAAAGGUUAGUACUGCAAAGAGGUGAUGAGCGAGCAUCGUCUGCCUGAGGACACCAGGUAUACAGCUGGGUUUUCCUCCUCUCCCUUCCUGAAGAAGGGCAGAGCACUUCAAAGGUCUUUAGAGGAAGCAAUUGUAUGCAAUGGAUUGCACAGAGUUUCAGUGGUUUUUUAUAAAGGAAGCUCUCCUGGUAUCAACCUUGCUCUGGUUCCACUGAAACGUGUUCCUUCCUGUCCAAACUAGUUUUGUUCUCCCCUCCUCAUGCCCCGUAUGUUCACCAGUGCACCUUAGCGCUGACACUGAGCCAACCUCUGGAGGGAGACCUUUUUUCCUGUAAGGAGACUGGGAGCAAUUCCAAAGGACAUAGGGACUGGUUACAGCAAGGCUUGUCUGAACACACCAUUCAGACAAAUGUAAAUACUGGUGUAACUAUUGUUCUGAUGGAUAGGCUUUAAGUGAUUUGCUAGAGAGCUGCUUCAGAGAGAAAAAAAAAAAAAA
Molecule: messenger RNA, 3004 nt
Organism: Empidonax traillii (willow flycatcher)
Lineage: Eukaryota; Metazoa; Chordata; Aves; Passeriformes; Tyrannidae
Gene: DUSP16
Product: dual specificity phosphatase 16
Exons: 6
Coding region: 362-2356 (664 amino acids)
Biological process (GO): protein dephosphorylation; negative regulation of MAPK cascade
Cellular component (GO): cytoplasm; nucleus
Molecular function (GO): MAP kinase tyrosine/serine/threonine phosphatase activity; protein tyrosine/threonine phosphatase activity
Source: RefSeq, a predicted model, not a curated record